Glycine soja is the source of this 1046-nucleotide messenger RNA. RefSeq names its product remorin 1.4-like. The transcript has 5 exons. Lineage: Eukaryota; Viridiplantae; Streptophyta; Magnoliopsida; Fabales; Fabaceae. The record is from RefSeq and is a predicted model, not a curated record. The coding region runs from base 293 to 856 and encodes 187 amino acids.
GGAAAGCUUGCAAAUGAAUGACAUGAUAACAUCAUAGCAUAGGUACUAACUACUACUGAACACGACAAUGCCGUGAAUAUCCGCACAUCUUUGUUUGGGCCCAAACUUGAAACUUCGCCGCGUCCUUACGUUGUUGUGCAAGGCAAGGCCACCCUGUCACAACUUUGUUAUUUACAAAUUUCAACGAGGAGCAACUUUUGUCUAUGUUCUAUUCUAUGCUAUAUAUUAAACUUUAAAACAGUCCCAGUAUUCAUCCAUCCUUUCCAAAACUGAACCUUUUUUAUUGUCUGUCAUGGGAGAAGAGGUGUCUAACAAAACCGAACCAGAGGACUCUGUUCCUAAAGAGCAUAAUUCCUCUGUUCAGGAAACAGAAUUAGAGAAACCUGAACCUCCAAACGACAAGGUCACUCCUCCUUCUCCAGCUGCUGCUCAAGAGGUUGCAGAUCAUGCUAGUAAAAAGGACACAGAGGAGUCACUUGACAAAGAUGCUAUGCUUGCAAGAGUUGUAACAGAGAAAAGGUUGGCUUUAGUUAAAGCAUGGGAAGAAAGUGAAAAGACAAAAGCAGAGAACAGGGCAUACAAGAGACUCUCUGCUGUUGGAUUUUGGGAGGAUAGCAAGAAAGCAUCAGUAGAGGCACAACUCAAGAAAAUCGAGGAAAACUUGGAAAAAAAGAAGGCCGAAUAUGUUGAGAAAAUGAAGAAUAAAGUUGCUAAAAUCCACCUGUUAGCAGAAGAGAAAAGAGCAGUUGUUGAGGCUCAGAAGAGGGAAGAAUUUAUCGACUUAGAGGAGACAGCUUCAAAGUUUCGUAGCCGUGGAGAUACGCCAAGGAGAUUCUUUGCAUGCUUUAGUGGCUAGGCUUUUACUAUCCAAAUUCUCACUGGAUUGGUUAUAUGUUUUCACAUAUACAAUUAAAUUUUGCUUGGUGUGUUGUUUUUUCCUAUAUACUAUUUAAAUCAAAUCUCAGCAGUUGAUUUGAAGUGCAUGGAUUUCUGUAUAAAUAAGUGAAGAAAUUGUCUCGACAUACUUACAUUUUUUUCUCGUUUAA